Molecule: messenger RNA, 903 nt
Organism: Piliocolobus tephrosceles (Ugandan red Colobus)
Lineage: Eukaryota; Metazoa; Chordata; Mammalia; Primates; Cercopithecidae
Exons: 3
Coding region: 1-903 (300 amino acids)
Source: RefSeq, a predicted model, not a curated record
AUGAGGCAGAUGAUCCUGGUCCAGAGCCUUGCAAAGAGGCGUCCAGCUCAACUUGGCAAUGGGGAACGAAUCCCGAAUGGUAUUCCACGGCCCUCGCAGCCUCCCUCCGCCUCAGGCAGACGGGAGAUGAACCCCGGGGAUGCUGGUGGUCGGGGUCGGCAGGUGGCUGCCAGUCAAGGUGUUCCAUCGCCCCUCGUCCUGCCGUGGGCGUCCCUGAUUGUGGGCAUAGCCGUCACUCUUUUCCCAGGAUGCCGCCCAUGUAACCGGUUCUUCCUGUCCCCGCAGCACAUUUCUUGGAGCAGAUUAAACAUGGGUGCUAUUUCUCCAAUAGGACGGAGCGGAUGCGGUUUGUGCACACUCAUCCACACCCGGAGGAGUAUGAGCGCUUCCACAGCGACGUGGGAAAGUUCCGGGCGGUGGAGGAGCUGGAGCGGAGGAGAGUCCAGGAAUGGAAACAGCCAGAAGAACCUCCUGGGCUACUUGCGGGUCUGUUGGACACCUACUGCAGACACAACUAUGAGGUUUUUGAGAGCUUCUCCAUGCCGAGGCGCGGACACUCUGGACUUCAGCCAACAGCCCCCUGAACUGAAGGUGAUACUCAGGAAAGAACCUUUAAACCUAGCUCGGAAGCAUGAGAAGAUUGCCUGCCUGGCCUCCCGUUCUUCCACAAAAGGAAAGCUUUCUCAGGACCGGGUCUGCUCCUGCUACAAUGACCUUGCAGAAAAUGUCCUCCCUGGUGGCUUUCUCAGCCCUGCCCUUGGCUUGGAAGUUCCAGUAUUGAUGGCAAUACCCCAUCUUCAUUCUUUCCUGGUCCCCUUGGUACCCAGCCUUACUGCCUCCCAUAAAUCUGAAAUUACCUUGUAUGUAAUGUUACUAAAUUUUUCUGGAAUAAACAUGGAGUGA